AUGGACUACCAAGCUGUUCAAAAGGCAGUAAAACAAUAUAUUGACAAGUAUAUACCUGCUACAGCUGUAGGACACCAACAACAAUUCGAUUACUCCGCUUUAAGAAAAAUAGCGUUGAAAGUUGGUGUAUCCACCGCAGUCGUUUAUUUCAUAUUCAAUGUUAUUAUCUAUCGACUGUAUCUUCAUCCUUUGCGAAAGAUGCCAGGCCCGAAAAAGCUAAGCUCAAAGUUUCUUCCUUUCCUGGGCAAUUAUCCCGAAGUGGUCAAGGAAAAGGAAACGGGUCAGGUUAUGAAUAAAUGGGCUAAGCAGUUUGGCGGUAUCCUUGCAUUUUAUGGUCCUUGGAAUAGACCGCGAGUCCUCGUAACAGAUGAUCAACUCUUGAAACAGGUUCUCACUACUAGAGAAUACGAUUUUGUCAAAACCCCAGAAGCUUCAAGAUUUUUGAAAGGUAUCCUGGGGAACGGUGUAUUAUUGGCAGAGGGCGCCGCCCAUCGUCUUCAACGAAAGAUGUUAAAUCCUGCAUUUUCAGUAAAUAAUAUAAGGGCUUUUGUACCACUGAUGGCAAAACCAGGCUAUCAAUUAAGAAGUAAAUGGCUCGAUGUCAUCAAAGGAAAAGAAAAUAAAGUCAAAAGGCAAACUAAUGAUGAUGGCAUAAUAGCUGCAGACAGCAAUCAAGAAGAACAAGAAGAAGAAACCUUUACUGAAUUAGAAGUCUCCAGUGGUCUAUCUCUGGCCGCUUUGGAUGUCAUUGGAUGGGCUUUGGGUGAAGAUUUCAAAUCUUUAGAGUCUGCAGGCACGCACCAUCAAAGUAAACUAAGUCAGGCGUACCUUCAUAUAUUUUCCAAUGAUAUGUCCAUGAUGAGGAUUUUGGCAUUUAUCUUCCCCUUUCUUAGCAAGCUCCCUACUGAAAGAAACCGAAGGAUAAAAAGAGAUUUGAAAUGGUUGGAGGAAGAAAGCCGAGCCUUAGUACAGAGAGGAAUGAAUCGUGUGGCAAAAGCAAAAGCAGUCGGCAUUAAUUUGAAUCACCCUGCUAAUAACAGGCACAAAGACCUUUUGACGACUAUGAUUGAAUUAGUCGAUGACGAUACAGGCAAAGGUUUAACUUUGGAAGAAAUCCGAAAUCAAUGUCUUACCUUUUUAGCUGCAGGUCAUGAAACAACAAGUGUUAGUUUAAGCUGGUGUUUAUGGUUGCUUGCUCAGUAUCAACAGAUUCAGGACAAUCUGAGAGCAGAGGUCCGUACCUUGUUCAAAGAACAUGACAACAAUGACGGUGAUAUCAAUAACGUACCAACUUAUGAUGAAAUCAAUGCUUUACCGUUAUUAAACAAUGUGGUUCGUGAAACCCUUCGUCUUAUUCCGCCUGUCCCAUACACAAGUCGUAUCACUCGUGUUCCCUGUCGUUUUGGGUUCAUAUUUGUAUUUUUGAAUAUUUUGGGUAAUCAUCAUUCAGAAACCAUCUGGGGAGAAGAUGCUAAAGAGUUCAAUCCUUACCGUUGGGAAGAAGGUAGUGGCCGUCCUUUGGGUAAUGCUUAUCAAUACAUGCCUUUUCUCGCUGGUGGACGACAGUGUAUUGGUUACAAAUUUGCAUUGGUAGAGUUCAAGCUGUUAUUAGCAAUUUUGAUUAAAGACAUACAGUACUUUGAAAAACCAGGCUUUCAAGUGACAAAGAAGCAACAACUUACGCUGAGACCCUUCCCCAACAUGCAGUUGUGGGCAAAAGCUAUUUAA
Molecule: messenger RNA, 1728 nt
Organism: Mycotypha africana
Lineage: Eukaryota; Fungi; Mucoromycota; Mucoromycetes; Mucorales; Mycotyphaceae
Product: cytochrome P450
Exons: 3
Coding region: 1-1728 (575 amino acids)
Molecular function (GO): oxidoreductase activity, acting on paired donors, with incorporation or reduction of molecular oxygen; monooxygenase activity; heme binding
Source: RefSeq, a predicted model, not a curated record